AUGUCGCCAUUUACGGAAUCUCCCUCCUCUCUGCCGUCGCCUCAGCGUCACCCCGCCGUAUCUCAGUGUCCAGGAUGCGCCGUUCGUCAUCCCGACUGUCACACUCUAUCCCCCUUCGACGGACGACCAGAAAACCAUCUAUCUGUGGCAUACCUCAUCCUCAUGUUUUUGCGUCGUCGACAAGUCCGAGUCGAGCGCACGAAUGCAGAGGUGGCGGCGUGGACAUCCAAUAUUCAACCCGUUGAUUCGCAACUUCUCGACGCAAACGCAGUCCGGACACCCUCGCGUUCCCUCAGGCUGACUGGACGAUGCUCGUUGCCCAUGGCCAUAUACGGCGGCCGACUGGACUACCGGUAUGGCUUCCAACCGACCAUCGCGCCGUCGGAUCGUCUGUCUGACGAUCCCAAGCACGCAUGCUCAUGUCCUCCCACCGCGGCGGUCCGUUGCUCUACUCGAGUCAACACUUCAGGCCGGGUCCUUGGAAAUAGCCCAUUCAAGGCAGAUCUAACCAAGCCAAUCAAAACCAUCUCUACUCAUCCUAACCGUAAUGGUCUAUCGACCCCGCAGGAACUUGAUACGUCAGGGGGGACGGCGAAGUCACGGCAUGCCAAGGAAGCGGUUGAUCCCCAGGAUGUAGACAUCAGCUUUACACAUUUGGCACUCGACCGUCGAGUGCCAGUUGUAACCCGUUGCGUCACGGUCGCAGGAGGCCGGGAACUGGAAGAGUUGCGUUCUCAUUCACCUUUACGCAGGUUGAUCUCGCGAACCAGUGCCGCAAAGGUGCAGCCUCCUUCAUGCAAUGCUGAUGCGCCGAUGGCGGUCACGGCAGUGGAAGACGUGAAACCCACAGCUCACUGUCGGCGGAAGGCUGCUGUGGGUCCCCGGUUGGCAUGUGAAUGUGUGGCGACAAGAGUACACACGUCGGCGAUGGCGAUGUCAAGGAAUAUUGCACCAGCCCUCGCGCUUCGGCAAAAGGACCAUCCUACAUUGGGAACCACGGCGGGAAACGAUUGGACGAAAAGCGCCGUGUAA
Rhodofomes roseus is the source of this 1032-nucleotide messenger RNA. RefSeq lists its product as uncharacterized. The record is from RefSeq and is a predicted model, not a curated record. The transcript is spliced from 8 exons. NCBI's taxonomy places the organism in Eukaryota, Fungi, Basidiomycota, Agaricomycetes, Polyporales, Fomitopsidaceae. The coding region runs from base 1 to 1032 and encodes 343 amino acids.